AAAACCCUCGUCUCGCACUCUACCCCUGGCCGUUUGCCACCGCCUCCCUCCCUCUGGUCCGCCGCCGCGAAACCCCCACCAGCCAAGCCGACUCGAAACCCACCACCAUGGCCCCGGUGGAAGCCGGCGUCGAGCAGCCGCGUAAGGCGCAUCGCGUGGCUAAGUCCGGCGCGAAGGCGCGGAAGAAGAAGGGCAAAGGCGCCGCCGGCGACGACGAUGGAGGCGAGAGGAAGAACCCCAAGGCUUUUGCCUUUCGUUCAGCAACAAAGGCCAAGCGUCUACAAUCUCGAUCUGCAGAGAUUGAACAACGCCGUCUUCAUGUGCCAAUUAUGGAUCGCUCAAUUGGUGAACCACCUCCAUUUGUUGUUGUAGUUCAAGGGCCUCCACAGGUUGGAAAGUCACUGCUGAUAAAAUGUCUAGUAAAGCACUACACUAAACAAAACUUAUCAGAAGUCCGUGGUCCCAUCACGGUUGUUUCAGGUAAAAGCAGGAGGGUACAGUUCUUGGAGUGUCCAAAUGAUAUCAACGGAAUGAUUGAUGCAGCUAAAAUAGCAGAUCUCGCUCUGCUGCUUAUUGAUGGUAGUUAUGGAUUUGAAAUGGAUACAUUUGAGUUCCUUAAUAUCAUGCAAGUUCAUGGAUUCCCAAAGGUGAUGGGAGUACUUACACAUCUGGAUCAAUUUAAAGAUGUAAAGAAACUCCGGAAAACUAAGCAGCGCCUUAAGCAUCGAUUCUGGUCUGAGAUAAAGGAGGGAGCAAAACUAUUCUACUUGUCAGGUCUCAUUCAUGGAAAAUACACAAAGAGAGAAGUCCAUAAUCUUGCAAGAUUCAUCUCUGUUAUUAAGCCUGUCCCAUUGAGUUGGAGAAUGGCACAUCCUUAUCUCUUAGCAGAUAGAUUCGAAGAUGUAACCUCGCCAGAAAGUGUGCGCUUGAACAGGAAAUGUGACAGAAAAAUAACGCUAUAUGGUUACCUUCGUGGGUGUAACAUGAAAAGAGGGACCAAGGUGCAUAUUACAGGAGCAGGUGAUUUCGUCUUGUCUGGUGUGACAAGUUUGGCUGAUCCUUGCCCUUUGCCGUCAGCUGCAAAGAAGCGAGGACUACGUGACAAGGAAAAGCUGUUCUAUGCACCUAUGUCUGGUCUUGGGGAUCUCCUUUAUGACAAGGAUGCUGUGUAUAUCAAUAUCAACGAUCAUCUUGUGCAGUUUUCAAACACUGAUGAGAAUGGUGCAUCUAGAAAACAAGGGAAAGGUAAUGAUGUUGGCGUGGCGCUAGUAAAAACUCUUCAGAACACCAAAUACUCCCUUGAUGAGAAGUUGGAGCAGAGUUUUAUAAAUCUCUUUGGUAGACGCCCUGCUGCUCAGUCCGAAGACAGUGAAAGGAUAAGCAAUGUCAUCUCUUUAAAACAUAAUGACCAGGGAGAUACUAACGUUUUGGAUCAAGUAGGUGGUAAUAACAUUGGUAAUGAAGACACCUUGGACAGCGAGCAGUCUUAUUCUGAGUGCUCUAGUGAUAGUGAAGGUGACAAUGAUGAUGGUAUCCAACUAAGUGAUCAUGGGGUUGACUUGAGAGAAGAAGUGGAAUUUUGCAAUGGAAGAUUGAGGCGGAAAGCUGUAUCAACUAAUUUUCAAGAUGAUGAUGAGUGUUCCGAUGAAGAUGUUAGUGGUAAUGAAGAUUCUGGAGAUGACCACGUAUCUGAAGGUUCUAUAUCAUCAGAUGGUAGUGGAGAAGCUCCUGAUUCAGAUGAUGAAACUGAAAACACUUCGAAGUGGAAAAAGUCCUUGCUUGCUAGAACACUUUCCAGACGAAGUGCCAGUCUAAUGCAACUUGUAUACGGGCAACCUUCAACAGCAGUGGACACUAACCGUGUUGAAGAAGAUAGCUCAGAUGAAGAAAUUUUCAUACCAAAAGGGCAAAAGAAGCAAGCAAAAAAUGAAUUACCAAGCUUUGAUGAUGUUGAUGCUGAGGAUUACUCCAAGUUUUUCAAAGCAGAGCUAAAUGAUUGGUCUGAUGAAGAUCUCGCCAAAAGCAUCCGUGACCGUUUUGUGACUGGAGAUUGGUCAAAAGCUUCUCUAAGAGGACGCGAAAUAGAUGAAAAUGGAGAAGGUGAUGAAGAAAUCGAUGGUGAUUUUGAAGAUCUGGAAACUGGUGAGGUACACAAGAGCCAGGCCGCUGAAAAUGGAUCAGGGAAGCCAGGUGUUCAAGAUGAACUAAAAGUUGAAGAACUAAGACUCAAGAAGCUUGCACUUAAGGCAAAGUUUGAUUCAGAAUAUGAUGGUUCUGAGCUGUCUGGUGAGCAAGUUGAUGAGGACAGGAAGAAAUCUAAAAGAGACCAAUCUGACGGAGGGGGCUAUUUCGACAAAUUAAAGGAGGAAAUUGAGCUGCGCAAGCAAAUGAAUAUAUCUGAACUCAAUGAUCUAGAUGAAGACACCCGAGUAGAAAUUGAAGGAUUUAGGACUGGUACUUACGUCAGAUUAGAGGUACAUGGCGUGCCAUUUGAGCUAGUUGAGCAUUUUGAUCCUUGCCACCCCAUUCUUGUUGGAGGUAUUGGGCUGGGUGAGGAGAACACUGGAUAUAUGCAGGUUAGCUUGAAGCGCCACAGGUGGCAUAGGAAAGUGCUGAAGACAAAAGACCCGAUUGUUGUCUCAAUUGGUUGGAGACGUUUCCAGACAACUCCUAUAUAUGCAAUAGAGGAUCGGAAUGGUCGACAUCGCAUGCUCAAGUACACGCCUGAGCAUAUGCAUUGCUUUGCUAUGUUUUGGGGGCCACUCGCUCCACCAAAAAGUGGUGUACUGGCAGUCCAGAGUCUUUCCAGCAAUAAGGUACCAUUUAGAAUAACUGCAACAGGCUGGAUUCAAGAAUUCAACAAUACUGCCCGAAUUAUGAAGAAGAUCAAGCUCACAGGCGCACCAUGCAAGAUAUUUAAGAAAACUGCGCUAAUUAAAGGGAUGUUUACAUCUGAUUUGGAGGUUGCUAGGUUUGAAGGUGCAGCCAUUCGGACCGUAAGUGGAAUCCGAGGGCAAGUUAAAAAGGCAGCAAAGAUCGAACCAGGAGAUGCGCUAAGGAGAAAAGGCGAAAGUACGGAAGGCAUUGCAAGAUGCACAUUUGAGGACAAAAUCCUUAUGAGUGACAUUGUCUUCAUGCGUGCAUGGGUCAAUGUUGAAGUUCCCACCUACUGUAACCUUGUGACCACUUCUCUACAACCACGAGACCAGAUGUGGCAAGGCAUGCGAACUACUGCUGAGCUGCGGAGGGCACACAACUUACCCAUUCCACACAAUAAAGACUCGGAUUACAAGAGCAUUGAGCGGCGAGUGCGGAAGUUCAAUCCUCUAGCGAUCCCAAAAACAUUGCAAAGUUCGCUUCCUUUUACAACUAAGCCGAAGGAUAGACCCAAGAGUAAGAAGCAACCAAACAGCAUACCGGAACUUAUGGAUCUUGAUGAGAGGAAGAAACAUGCAGCUAUUCAACAGUUAAUGUUGCUGAAGCAUGAGAAGACAAGGAAGGCAAAAAUAAAAGACGUGCAGAAGAAGAAAAUAUUUGAGGCAAACAAAGCCAAGACCGAACUGCAAACAAAGAAGCGGCACAGGGAAGAGAGGCGCGAGAGAUACAGGGAAGAGGAUAAGAAAAAGAAACGAGCCCGGAGAUAGGUGGAAAGAGUACAGCGAAGGGAAUUAUCCCAUAAAUACGGUGGCGCACCAACUAGAGCGCCUGGUUGGAGAUGCCUGUUAAUCACUCGUACGGAAAGGAAGGCUGGGGUGAUUAUGUGUAACUUCAUGUAGUGAUACUAUUUUAGGCAGAGAAGAGUAUGCUGCUGUGGAAUUUUGUUCUAUAUAAGUGGCCUAACUUUAUGUUAAAUUGUCAAGCUCAGGGACAUAAACAUUGGCCAAUUUUGGUUCCUGGGCUUGUUUUAAUGGCGGAGCUGUGCUGGCAUUUGCUUGGCUUUAUUGCUAUCAUUUUAUGCUUGGCUA
Messenger RNA from Brachypodium distachyon (stiff brome), 3965 nucleotides. Its product is annotated as ribosome biogenesis protein BMS1 homolog. Bases 108 to 3644 code for a protein of 1178 amino acids. Gene Ontology annotation, molecular function: GTP binding; U3 snoRNA binding; GTPase activity. Gene Ontology annotation, cellular component: nucleus; 90S preribosome. The transcript is spliced from 18 exons. Gene Ontology annotation, biological process: endonucleolytic cleavage of tricistronic rRNA transcript (SSU-rRNA, 5.8S rRNA, LSU-rRNA); maturation of SSU-rRNA from tricistronic rRNA transcript (SSU-rRNA, 5.8S rRNA, LSU-rRNA); ribosome biogenesis. The record is from RefSeq and is a predicted model, not a curated record. Lineage: Eukaryota; Viridiplantae; Streptophyta; Magnoliopsida; Poales; Poaceae.